AUGGCUCCUACCAUCCUCAUCGCCGGCGCUACUGGCAAUACCGGACGAGGCGUCGUUGAAACCUUGUCGGAUCUUCUGAGAACCAACAUCACCCUUUCCGGCCACAGAAUCCUUGCUCUUACACGUUCCUCUGGCGGGGCUAUAGCUCAGAAGCUCGCGGCCUUGCCCAACGUCGAGAUCGCAGAAAAGAACUGGGUCGAUGUCACCGCGGACUGGCUGCGGCACAACAAUGUCGUGAGAGCAUUUAUUGCUUCGCACAACAACCCCAAUCAAUUUGCUGAAGAAUCGACAUUCCACCUGGCCGCCCUCAAAGCGGGCGUCGAGUAUGUCGUGCGAAUCUCAACAACCGCCGCGAACGUGCGUCCGGAUUGCCCUGCCUACUAUCCGAGGACGCACUGGGCUAUUGAAGCCAUGCUGAGCUCGCCGGAGUUCGAGCAUCUGCGAUGGACUUCGUUACAGCCGAAUGUCUUUUCGCAAUUCUAUCUUUCUCCUGCCGCCGAGCUGAUCAAAAACUUCUGCAAGACCGGGAAGCAGGAUACCCUGAGGCUGAUGGCUUCAGAGGAUGCGCCUGUAGGCAUCAUCGACUCGAAUGACGUCGGAGUUUUCGCAGCACACCUCUUGACCGCGGAUGAUGUUGCCCCUCACAACAAGGCUAAAUACGUAUUAAACGGACCGGAGGAUAUCACCGGGCGCCAAAUUGUUGCCCUGGUUGAGAAGCACAUUGGCACCAAAGUUGAGGAUGUUCGCUUCAAGGACCUAUCAUUCGUCGACCACAUGGCAGCCCAAGCUCAGGACUCCAAGAGUGUUGUUAUGUCGAUCAAGUUUGCCCUGGAAACAGCCUGGGAGGGAAAGUGCGGAGCUUCCACAAUGAGCAAGAAGGUCAUUCAGCUAGCUGCGCCGAAACGUAUACCUACUGAAGUUUUCAAGACAAUGCUGGAGGAGUAG
This is a messenger RNA of Akanthomyces muscarius, 945 nucleotides long. RefSeq lists its product as uncharacterized. The transcript has a single exon. The record is from RefSeq and is a predicted model, not a curated record. The coding region runs from base 1 to 945 and encodes 314 amino acids. Lineage: Eukaryota; Fungi; Ascomycota; Sordariomycetes; Hypocreales; Cordycipitaceae.